AUUGCGUUCGUGUCUGUCAUUUUGACUGAUUCAUAUUUCACGUUCCGCUUGUGGCGAUUCAGUUUUUGGACAUCUAUCUGCCAGUCUGGUUGGUUCCUUCCCCCACUACAUGGGUCCAAACAAUGCUGACUGUCCUUUUCAGAAGCAUACGGCCUCACUGGGUGAUUGCAUCCUAGUGGUUACGGGAAAAUUGGAAACAAGGGCUAUUCUGCUACAAAGGGAUGCGGUCACACAGACGAGAUACGGGGCCCUCCGACACAAUGAUUGCAUUGGGAAAUGUUACGGAUCUAAAAUUGCAACCUCACUUGGGCAUGUCCAUAUCCUCUCCCUGGAUCCCAUCCUAUGGUCUGCUAGUUUGCCCCACCGCACUCAGAUAAUAUACCCUCCAGAUGCCAGUCUCAUCGUUGGUGGCCUGGACCUUGUUCCUGGUUGCCGAGUUCUUGAGUCAGGUACCGGAAGCGGAUCUCUGACGCAUUUUCUUGCUCAAGCUGUCUGGCCUACGGGCAGCGUUGUCACGUUCGACUUUCAUGCCGGUCGUGUGGAGUGUGCUCGGGAUGAAUUCAAGAAUCACGGUCUGUGUGACUGCAUCAAAGUGAUACAUAGGGACGUCUGUACUGAAGGGUUCCCACCUUUUGGUCAUCAGGACAACCUCGCGGGCGUGAAUGCUGUCAUGCUUGAUCUUCCUCAGCCAUGGCUUGUUGUCCCCAGCCUACCGGCAGUAUUUCAACCGGACUCAGGUGGACGUGUUUGUUCAUUUUCACCAUGCAUCGAACAGGUUCAGCGCACAUGUGCAGCUUUGCAGAAGGCGGGAUUUUCUCAGAUUCAGACCAGUGAAUGUCUUCAACGGACCUUUGACGUUUCUCGUGCUUUUCUCAAUGUCCCCAACAUGGGGCAAGUUGGCAUAUGUGAACGGCUCGAUAAUCAAGCUCUUGUCUCAGGCCCCCCUUCCGAAUCCAACGAGCCGUGGUGGACCAAGAGACAUCUGCUUCCACCUCCAUGUGGGUUGAACCGAAGGCGUAUUUUUGGCGCCGUCGAAGAGGAUGAACCAACUGAGGACACUGUUUCCGAAGAAACGAGCGCUUCCAAACGUCCGAAAUGUACUCGGCCACCACCGGCUCGUCGAGAUGAAUCACGUUUCUCCUGGGAAGCAGUCCCUCAGGCUAUGAUGGCUGGUCACACCGGCUAUUUAACCUUUGCCUCUUGGAUUCCAAGAACUGGUCCUUCCGGCGAUGCUGCAUCGGAACUGAAGCAUCAACCAAUAAGCACGCCACCAGUAACAUCUACUGUGUAGUACCCCUACGCUUUCGUGCAUACAUACAAUUGUACAGCAAUAUCGACCUUCGACACCUUGUUCAGAGUGGGGUUACCAACCUGUUGCACUGUACCCAUGUUUGUUACCUACUCGUGCCCGGAAGAUACUGUUUUAGCUGCGAUGGUGUUCGUUGUAAUGUUUCUCGAGAAAUGUACCAGUAAUUUGAUGUUUGAAUCCUCUAAAGUGUUGUAAUGCGCGAACACGACAGAUCACCUUGCUGGAGGCUUCUCCCAUUAUAGGUUACACUGAUCACUUAUGUGAGGUCAAAUGCUUUAGAUGGACUACUCAUGGCAUCAACCCACUUGAUAAAGUUUUGGUAUAAACUAUCAGCCAAAAGCAGCGCUUCUAAAAUUUGUCUGUUGUGGUCUCGACAAGAUGGACUGGGG
This is a messenger RNA of Opisthorchis viverrini, 1698 nucleotides long. RefSeq lists its product as hypothetical. The transcript is spliced from 7 exons. Gene Ontology annotation, biological process: tRNA methylation. The coding region runs from base 110 to 1291 and encodes 393 amino acids. NCBI's taxonomy places the organism in Eukaryota, Metazoa, Platyhelminthes, Trematoda, Opisthorchiida, Opisthorchiidae. The record is from RefSeq and is a predicted model, not a curated record. Gene Ontology annotation, cellular component: tRNA (m1A) methyltransferase complex; nucleus.